This is a messenger RNA of Dermacentor silvarum, 541 nucleotides long. RefSeq names its product 2-iminobutanoate/2-iminopropanoate deaminase-like. Gene Ontology annotation, molecular function: deaminase activity. The record is from RefSeq and is a predicted model, not a curated record. The transcript is spliced from 6 exons. Lineage: Eukaryota; Metazoa; Arthropoda; Arachnida; Ixodida; Ixodidae. Bases 39 to 491 code for a protein of 150 amino acids. Gene Ontology annotation, cellular component: cytosol.
GCGUGCAGCAUCGGUGCAUCCACGGCACGUUCCGCACUAUGGGAGUUGCCGCAAUGGAUCUCACCAGAACGGCGCAACGCGAAGUCAUCAACAGUCCUCGAAUACCCAUCGUCCCACGCUUUAGCCAGGCGAUCCGUGUGGGCAACACUCUUUACGUAUCUGGCACGAGGGGCAUCGACCCACGAACGGGCAAAGUCAUCGCAGGUGGCAUCGUGGAGCAGACGCGACGGGCCCUGCAAAAUCUGAAAUGGAUUUUAGAAGCCGGACGAAUGACUAUAGGAGAUGUGGCAAAGUGUACGGUGUUCAUCACUAACAAGAAUGACUUUGACGCUGUGAAUGCAGAGUACAUAAAAGUUUUCAGCAAGGCGCCACCAGCCAGGACCGUCGUUCAAGUUUCGUGGCUGAACGAGGAUUCGCUCGUCGAGAUCGAAGCCAUCGCAGUUGAUACGAAAAUGACGUGUCGCUUCACACCAAUUCAGUCUCGCCUCUAGUUGUGGCUACUUGGAAUUUCUGCAUUAAAGAACGAUAAUCGAAGCUUGCA